GAAACAUGAUAUUUAGGAAAGCUUUGUUUUUUAAUCAGAUGUUUCUGUCCUGUGCUGUUGCUUAACAGCCACAAAGCAGAACUCGGAAUGUUUGACUGGUUUCCUUGCCUACAUACCAAGCUAACAGCAGAUAUGCCAGAGACUUUAUGGAGCUUAUGAAAUAGACUAACAUUUCAUAUGGCAGAAAGGAAGCAAAAAUCCCAUCUGUCAGAGCUUUUAGAUGAUGUGGAAAAGGCUCACAAAUCUGAGAUUCGGCUCUAUGUGUCAGGCCACCUAAACCAUAAUAAGCUCUUCAAGCCCCCUAAAUCUGCAAAAUACAACUAUUGGGAGAGUUCCAAAAAACCCACCUUAUCGUCUGCCAAAGAGGAUGCCCUUGGAGGACCCCAUGAAAUGCUGGAAAAAGUUAGCAGCGGCAAAGAUGUUCCUCCAGUGCCCAUCCGUGCCAAAUCUGCUUCCCUAUUGGGUUAUCAGUCCCCAGUUCAUCCGGCCAGGUUUAGAGCACCAGUAAGCGUGUCACUCAAUACCGCUGCUUUCAAACGACAAAAGAAGGAGGCUCCUGAGAAACCCGAAGAUGAAGCCGGCACACUUCCAAAGCAGCUUAUACGAGAAGAGCUGGACAUUCCAGAAAUGAAAUUGUUGAAAUACAGACGAAUCAAGAGCAGCAGGCUUUGUGUCACAGGGGAGUUUAAAGACGAAUACCGGUUCUUACCUUCCUAUCUGGCUGGUGUGACUAAAAAGGACCAAUAUAACAAGUUCAUGCAAGUUCAGAAGGAGUACGUUGCCAAGCAGGAUUUGCUGGAGAAUGAUUUCAUUGGGAGCAAGUCAACAGAGCGCCAUGAAAAAAAGUUGGCCCAGGCACUUCAGAAUAUCUGUGACUGCAGACGUCCACAUUUCUACCGAUUACAAGCUAUUGGUGAAGUGUUUGAAGAUAUCUGUAAUAGUUCCUUGAUAUUUGGUGACAUAUUGAAGGAAGUGAAAAAUGAAUAUGAGCUCUACAUGGUGAUUCUGCUGGAUUCUUUGCCUUCAAUGCAAUACAGAACUUUGCAAGAGCAAGUCAAAGGCAUGAAAAAAAGAAUGGUGAUGACUCAUGAAAUAGAAGAGAACAGACAGACAAUACAGGACCUUGUGCAGAAAAGCAAAUUGGCUUUAGCAAGAAAUGAAGAACUUAGAAAUAAAUUGGAAAUUGAACUUUGGGUGAGCCAGACUGAUAGAAGAGCAACAGAAAAGGAAGAAGGUGAUAAAGCAGGGAUAGAAGCCACUUCUAAAGCCAGUGCUGAGCUGCUGACAUCUCUGAGGUGCCAAAUCAUUAUGAAAUGGGAGGAAAUUCAAGCCAUUGAGAAAGAAAUUAAAACCACGAUGACUUUCAGUGGCAUUAUAAAUAUUAAACAAAAGACUGUGAAAGAAUUAGAGGCAGAAGCAAGCAAACUUGAGGCCUCAAACAAGUUUUUAAAAAUACAAAUAAGGGAUGCUGAAUAUAGUAUCAGAGCAUCACUAAGAAGGCAGAAGUUAAAUGAAGCAAACCAGGGGUAUUUGUGGGAGUUAGUGAGAGACUUCUUGAAACCUCUUGGAGAAGAUAUUGUUAAAAAUACACUUGGAUUAUUUUCUCAGCCAUCCUUCCAACGUUGAUUUAAUUUGUAAAACACAACUGCUCCUACAGAAAAAUGGAUGGUAUGAGAACUACAUUAAACCAUGCUAUUCUCAUAAAACCAAGAGCAAGUAGGAAGAUGACCAGCAGAUCGAGAGGUACCUAUCAAGUUACCUAUCAACAGGUACCUUCACUAAAUGAAAAAGGCCACUGUAGAAUUUUUGUUGCAUUCUACCCUAGAAAUAGAGUGAUUGCUAGUUAUGGUUCUGACUACGAUUCUACCAUCCUAUUUGGUUUAAUGAUUGCUCAUGUAUGUUCGCCAUUGUCAUAAAUACUUGAAAAGUAUAAAUAUUUCUCUUUAAGAAGUAAAAUGACUGACAGACCAAAACUAUGAACUUUACUGAGACUUUUCAACAUUUUUUAACGGAGGCAAUAAGAAAGAAAAUGUAAUAUUCAGUGUUAAGAAUUCCUCCUCCGUCUCCUUCGCUGUCCUUAAUGCUUUUCACCUGUCUGUUGACUGUCUAAUUGACAUCUCAUAAUGUGGUACAUAUUUUCUUGCAGUAGAUGUUUCUAAUUAUCUAUUCAAUUGCAUUUAUGUGGGUUAGUGUUCAUUAGAUUUAUUAUGAGCAAUCUUGAUUUAUGGAAAUGUAUAUAUAGAAUAUAUAAUUGGAAUUAGCACACAAUUAUAUACUAUGCACUUAAACUUUCAACAGGUGCAGAGAACCAUUGGAUUAAUAAUGCUAUUGGUAUUAUUGGGAAAAGGGUACUGAAAGAAAAACGAAGUUCCUUAGUUCACUGGUAGGGCCUAUAGCCAUAUGUGUUCCAUCUUACUUUUGCAAUCCUUAGAGGCCCUCCACUUUUCCAGAAUGAGCAUGGCCAAAACUGUACUGAUUUGAGGAGGUUAAGGGUUUCAGUCUGUUCCCAAAAGAGCCUUCAAUUCUAUUCCAAUCAGCCCGCUUUUCCCAUGGAGGAGUAAAAGCCCAUUAAAUCUGCCCAGUCCCCUUCAUCAAAAGAUGAAAAAUUGGACUUUGCUUAUUUCAAUUAUGUUCUGAUAGCUCCAGCCAUAGAGACCCUCAAAGGCUAUAUACUUUCUUCUUUUUUAAAAAAUGUCCCUCUGACUAAAGGAAAUUCCCCAUUGUUGGUUCACUUCAAAAGCAACUUCUGUCCUUCAGAACCUUUUGCUUCAAUUUAAUUUGAGUUAGUAACGCCAAAGAUUGCUGCUGCAACGAGUUAUUUGUAACCCUAAUGAAAAACCAACGGCAUGAAAUAUGGGGAAGCCGAUAACCAUUACUAAAUUUGAUCUCUUGCAUUGUUAACAGUAUCUUUUUGUUUCUGAGGCAUUUAUUUUUUUGCUUGUAGGGCUGUCCUUUCAAUAAAGUUGAAGUUUUCUCAGUGACAACUCUUUGAUAUAUGGACAAUAAAAAUAUAAAAAUUAA
This is a messenger RNA of Pantherophis guttatus, 3021 nucleotides long. RefSeq names its product chromosome 1 C6orf118 homolog (gene C1H6orf118). NCBI's taxonomy places the organism in Eukaryota, Metazoa, Chordata, Lepidosauria, Squamata, Colubridae. The record is from RefSeq and is a predicted model, not a curated record.